This is a messenger RNA of Copidosoma floridanum, 1441 nucleotides long. Its product is annotated as beta-ureidopropionase pyd3. The record is from RefSeq and is a predicted model, not a curated record. Lineage: Eukaryota; Metazoa; Arthropoda; Insecta; Hymenoptera; Encyrtidae. Gene Ontology annotation, molecular function: beta-ureidopropionase activity.
CUCGAUGUCUUUGGCGUUUGGACUUUAGCGUCGUCAUUUUAAGUUGAGCCAAGCGACGAGACGCCACAAGAUUUCCGGUCACAAUUUUAUUACUCCAAUAACGAGCCCCGAAUCAUUACAAAUAUAAAUAUAAAUUUUUAAGGUAAGAGUUGAUGAUACGUUUUUGAGAACAUUCAACGUGUGUGGAUUAGCCGAUGUAUUGAUUGUGACGAUCUGGUUGAAGAUACAGAGCCGAAAAUGAGCCUGGAGUUGGACAAGUUGUCGCUGGAAGAGGUGCUGGAUAAGGACCUCGCUCCGGAGCAUAGGUCUUUCGUCAACAGGCUCCUCUACGGUCGUGAAUUGGAGAAACUCGAUAUACCAACGUUGGACGGCGAUGGCACAAGUUGUGAAGUUGCAGGCUGGAAAGUAGGCGGUUCUCGAGCGGAGCAACUUCGCCCCCCGCGAAUCGUUCGAGUCGGUCUGAUCCAAAACUCAAUCGUCCUGCCAACAGAUGCGCCGAUCAAGGAGCAGCGCGAUGCCAUAUACAAAAAGAUCACCAAAUACAUCGAUCACGCAGCCAAGUGUGACGUCAACAUCGUUUGUCUUCAGGAAGCUUGGACGAUGCCCUUUGCCUUCUGUACUCGUGAAAAGUACCCCUGGAACGAGUUCGCGGAGGAGGCAGUAACGGGCCCGACGACCGAGUUGCUGUCGUCACUUGCCCUCAAGCACGGUAUGGUCAUAAUAUCGCCGAUCCUCGAGCGCGACGGGAUCCACGGCGAGACAGUAUGGAACACGGUUGUGGUGAUCGGUAGCGACGGUCGAGUGAUCGGCAAGCACCGUAAAAAUCACAUACCCCGGGUAGGUGACUUCAACGAGUCAACCUAUUACAUGGAAGGAAAUACCGGCCAUCCGGUCUUCGACACUCCGUACGGGAAGAUCGGUAUUAAUAUUUGCUACGGGCGUCAUCACCCGUUGAAUUGGCUCAUGUUCGGUAUCAACGGAGCCGAAAUCGUGUUCAACCCGUCGGCUACGGUAGGCAAAUUGUCGGAACCACUGUGGCCGAUAGAAGCGCGCAACGCGGCAAUUGCCAACAGCUACUACACUUGUGCGAUCAAUCGAGUUGGGACGGAGAUUUUCCCCAAUGCUUUUACAUCCGGGGAUGGCAAUCCAGCGCACAAGGAGUUUGGACAGUUUUACGGCAGCUCUUAUGUGGCUGCUCCAGAUGGUGCGAGAACGCGAGGCCUCAAUCGUCACAUGGACGGUUUACUCGUGGCCGAGUUGGAUCUUAAUCUUUGCAGACAGACAAAAGACUCCUGGGGAUUCAGGAUGACUCAGAGACUUGACAUGUACGCCGAAAAAUUAACGCAAGCUGCGCAGCCUGAUUUCCAGCCGCAAGUUGUGAAAAAGUAGACAGUGCGCCCAUAUUUGUAUCUAAAAAUGGAAAGUUCAAAUGAAAAAUUAU